Ophidiomyces ophidiicola is the source of this 1371-nucleotide messenger RNA. RefSeq lists its product as uncharacterized. The coding region runs from base 1 to 1371 and encodes 456 amino acids. Gene Ontology annotation, molecular function: protein dimerization activity. The transcript has 2 exons. The record is from RefSeq and is a predicted model, not a curated record. Lineage: Eukaryota; Fungi; Ascomycota; Eurotiomycetes; Onygenales; Onygenaceae.
AUGCCCAAGGCUCAGUUGCCGCUGACCCCGGCUCCCUCCGCCGAAAUCGCCGCUCUCGACAAGAGCAUCAAUUCGCCUGUCGAUAUGUACUUCGCACUCCCGCCCUCUGCCAUGCCCAGCAACAACAACAACAACAAUACCAACAACAGCGCCAGCGCCUUCACGCCCCUCUCGCCCUCCUCGCCCGAAGUCCUCGCCGCCGUCGCCGCCGCGGCCGCCAGCGAGUCGUCCUCCCGCACGCUCCGCCAGCGCUCGUCCGCGAAGCGGCCCGCCGCCGACUUCACCCUGCCGCCGCCGCCCACGCGCACCCGCAAGAUCAUCCAGGUCAAGCCCAAGGGCCAGGAGCUGCAUCAGCAACAAUCACAACAACAGCAGCAGCAGCAGUCACAGUCACAGUCACAGUCUCGAGCCACCGCUGCUGCUGGUGCCGGCGGGCAGGCGAAGAACGGAAAGGACGGGGCGGGUGGUGGGAGUGGAGCGGCGGAUGGUGGUAGUGGUGGUGGAGGAGGAGGAGGAGCGACGAAGAAGAAGCCGGCUAGCGCAACGACGGCGGCGGGGCGCAAGAUUGCGCGCCGCACGGCGCAUAGCCUGAUCGAGCGCCGGCGCCGGUCGAAGAUGAACGAGGAGUUUGCUACGCUGAAGAAUAUGAUCCCGGCGUGCAAGGGGCAGGAGAUGCACAAGCUGGCGAUUUUGCAGGCGAGCAUCGAAUACGUCAACUACCUCGAGAAGUGCCUCGUCGAUCUCAAGGCGGCCAACAACAACUGCCGCGAAGCCACGCCGACGUCGCCGACGUGGAAGCCCGCGCCCGAGCCGCGCACGGGGCUGUCGUCGUACGCCGCCUCGCCCGAGUUCGCCGCGCAGUUCGACUCGCUUUCGUCGUCGCACGCCGCCUCGCCGCACACCGCCGCCGACCUGCCGCCGCCGCGCGCCUCCUUCGAGAUCAUCCCCAUGAUCCUGCCCAGCCCGGCCCUGGCGCCCGCGCGCUCGCCGCCGUACCCGCCGCGCGUGCACCGCGACACCUUCUCGUCCACCACCUCCACCAUCUCCUCGCUCUCGACCGCGUCCAGCGCCACGUCGCCCGUCGUCAUCCCCCAGCAGCAGCAACAACAACAGCAACAGCAUGAGCCGGCGGUGUACACGCCGUCGCUGCGCGCGCAGGGCCGCCACGGCUCGGGCGGUGUAGCUGCUGCUGCUGCUGCCAGCGUGGAUGUGGACAUGGACCGCGAGGCGACGGCGGCGCUGCUGAUGCUGAACAUCGACCGGCGCACGUCGAGCGGCGUGGCGGACCUGUCGAAGCCGGUGUUUUUGCGCAAUAACUCGGACGACGGCAGCAAGAAGGGCAUCAGCGUGCAUGACUUGCUGAGCCAUUGA